AUGAGACUCGGACUCUGCACGGCGGCGGCGGCAGUUGCGCUCGCGCUGCUGGAGCAGCCACAGGCAGAACAGAAAGUCCUGUCGGCUGGUGAAGAGAAAGGGGAGGGGAGGAAAAGCCCGUUUGGUUCCGAUUUCGAGGCUUUCUCAAAGGCGGCGCUCGACCGCUGGAAAGUCCCGGGGGUGUCGGUUGCUGUUGUCGAUGGGGAGGGUACGUGGGCUGAGGGUUACGGUAUCUCCAGCUUCCCCUCAACGCCCGCGACACCAUCAACACUAUACUACACCGGCAGCACGACCAAAGCAUUCACAGCAGCCAUCCUGUCCCUCCUCAUCGCAUCAGGGAACUUCUCGUCCCUCCAGGAAACAUACCCCCCCCUCAGCUGGCAGACGCCCAUCUCGCACAUAAUCCGGGACGACUUCGUCCUGGGCCCAGAAUACGAAUGGGCGGCCGCACACCUGACGCUCGAAGACGCGCUCUCGCACCGCACGGGGUUCCCGCGGCACGACAAGGCGCUCGCCAGGCAAUACGGACCGGACCGCCACCCAGGCACCGUGCGCGACGUCGUCCGCAGCCUGAGGCACUUGCCCAUGGUCUCGGAGCCGCGCGUCGUCUGGCGCUACUGCAAUCUCAUGUACAUGGUGGCCGCGCACGUGAUCCAGACUCUCACGGGGGAGUGGCUGGGCGCUGUGAUGCGCGAGCGGAUUUGGGAGCCCCUAGGCAUGGAGGCUACGUAUUUGAGCGUGGAGGAUGCGCUGGAGGCGGGGAGGGAGGUGGCGCGUGGGUAUUACUGGGAUUAUCAAGGAGGGGAGGAAGGGAAAGGGGGAGGGCAGGGCUUCGUCUCGGUUCCGUACGAAAGCCUUAAUCUCGCAAGCGGCGCUGGUGGCGUCGUGAGCAAUGUGCUGGAUUAUGCACGAUGGAUCCGAUGUCUGAUCCGCGGCGAUGGGAGCGACGAUAACGAAAACGGAUGUCCGGUCUUGCCUAAGGAGGCGCAUCGCGAGCUCAAAUUGGCUCGUAUUGCGAUGCCCCCCGAGAUGCGGAUGAGUUUCGAUGCUCCGCUCGCGUACGCGCUCGGCUGGGAGCUCAGCACGUAUAAGGGUUGGCGAGUGUUCACGCAUAGCGGGGGCAUGGAGGCAUACGGCGCCGAGGUUUACUUCUUGCCGGAUCUAGGGUACGGAGUGGUUACGCUGGGGAACACGGCGCAGACGAGUAAUUUCGUGGGUAUGGAGCUUGCGUGGAAGUUGAUUGAUGAUAAGUUGGGAGUCCCGGAGGAACAGCGGUUUGACUGGGUUAGCCGGGGAGAGAAAGUACUUGACGCCCAGCUUAAGCUCGCCGAGACAGCUAUUCAUGACUUAUAUCCGGAACGCGCAGACCCACCGCUACCUCGAACGCUGCCACUCGAGAAGUACGUCGGAGUCUACUCCCACCCGGCAUAUCAGAACAUCACGCUGCAACUAACUGAUGAGGACUCGGCAAAUACGAAAGGGGAACUUAGAGCUCUACGGGAUGAUAUGGAGUGGCAGAUGACGUUCGACUUCCACCAUGUAUCAGGCGAGUUCUGGGCGGUGGUCAUCGAUAUGCUUAACACGCCCAAUUUGCUCAACGGGCAACGGGCUCGGGCUCAGUUCGAAUUAGGCGUUAAGGGGACGGUGGAUAAGCUGAAGAUGGAGUUUUUAGAGGAUGGGAAUGAGGGGGUUAUUGUAUUUGAUAGGGUGGUGUGA
Molecule: messenger RNA, 1716 nt
Organism: Daldinia childiae
Lineage: Eukaryota; Fungi; Ascomycota; Sordariomycetes; Xylariales; Hypoxylaceae
Exons: 3
Coding region: 1-1716 (571 amino acids)
Source: RefSeq, a predicted model, not a curated record